Molecule: messenger RNA, 1167 nt
Organism: Zalophus californianus (California sea lion)
Lineage: Eukaryota; Metazoa; Chordata; Mammalia; Carnivora; Otariidae
Gene: SERPINB3
Product: serpin family B member 3
Exons: 7
Coding region: 1-1167 (388 amino acids)
Biological process (GO): negative regulation of endopeptidase activity
Molecular function (GO): serine-type endopeptidase inhibitor activity
Source: RefSeq, a predicted model, not a curated record
AUGAAUUCACUCAGUGCAGCAAACACCCACUUCGCAUUUGAUCUGUUCCAACAGCUGAAAGGAUCAAAAAAGGAUGACAUCUUCUACUCCCCUCUCUCCAUCUCAACAGCUUUAGCCAUGACCUACUUAGGAGCCAAAGAAAACACUGCAUUCGAAAUUGGGGAGGUCCUUCACUUUAACGAAGCCACAGAGAACACAAAAGAAAGAACUACAACAGAUCAUGUUCAGAAGUUGGGAAAUGUGCAUCACCAAUUUCAAAAGCUUCUGACCGAAUUAAAGAAACCCACUGAUGCAUAUGAACUGAACAUCGCCAACAAGCUCUACGGAGAAAAAAAUUAUCAAUUUCUUCAAGAAUACAUGGAUAAUGUUAAGAAAUUUUACCUAACCAGUGUGGAAUCUGUUGAUUUUAACAAUGCUGCAGAAGAAAGUCGUAAGAAGAUUAAUUCCUGGGUGGAAAGCCAAACUCAUGAAAAAAUCAAAGAUCUGUUUCCCAAAGACUCUCUUAAGUCUGCCAUUCUGGUUCUGGUGAACGCCGUCUAUUUCAAAGGACAGUGGGACAAUAAAUUUGAUAAAAAGAACACUGUGGACAAAGAAUUUUGGCUGAACAAGGAUACAAGCAAACCUGUGCAAAUGAUGAAACAAUCCAACGUUUUUAAAUUCACCUCACUGGAGGACAUGCAAGCCAAGAUCCUGGAAAUACCAUACAAAGGCAAAGAUCUAAGCAUGAUAUUGCUGCUGCCAGAUGAAGUAGAUGGUCUGCAGAAGCUUGAAGAUCAACUCACUGCUGAGAAACUAAUAGAGUGGACAAGCUCACAGAAUAUGAGCAAUGCCCAUGUGGAUUUAUACUUACCCCGGUUCAAAGUGGAAAAGACCUAUGAUCUCAGGGACACACUGAGAGCCCUGGGGAUGGUGGAUGUCUUCAGUACACAGAGAGCCAACCUCUCAGGCAUGUCAGGGAGGAAGAAUCUCAUGGUGUCUAAAGUCAUACACAAGUCCUUUGUGGAGGUGACUGAAGAGGGCACGGAAGCCGCAAGCUCCUCAGCAGUAAGUGUCCAUCUCACAUCAGCACCGACUUAUUCUUUUCACUGCGAUCACCCUUUCCUGUUCUUCAUCAAGCACAAUGAGACCAACAGCAUCCUCUUCUUGGGCAGAGUCUCUUCCCCUUAG